AUGGCUAAAGCGUACAGAAAGGAAGAUUUUGAGUAUCUUAUGGCCAAGGUUAAUAAAAUUGAUCACCGGAUGAAGGAUUAUCUAUAUGAUGUUGGAUAUGAGAAGUGGUCAAGGGUUCAUGCUCAAACAAUAUUAGGGAGAAGGUUUGAUGAAAUCCAAACACUUAAUGGAUUGAAAGCAUCCAGAAUGACGGUCAAGCCUGCAUCAGAGUAUCAUUAUUCUGUUUAUGAAUAUGAGAAAAUAUACGUUGUGGACUUGAAUGCUAAUAAAUGCAACCGUGUGUUGAAAAGUAAACAGAUUACAAAGUUCCGUCCGUGGUGCUUUGAUUACUAUAAGCUUGCGACAUUAGUGAAGAUAUAUAAAGUUUCAUUGGUACCUUUGUCCGAUAAGAAGGAUUGGCAUGUGCCUCAAUAUGUCGAAGAAGAAGAAUUCAUACCACCAAAAUACAAAAGACCACCUGGAAAACAGAAGAAGCGUAGGUGUAAGAAAGCAAGGGAAAUACUAUCCCCCAGUACAAACUGUUGUGAAAAAUGCGAUUGUGAAGGUCACAAUAGGCGUGCGUGCAACUUCUUUUGGAAGGAGGAGUGA
Molecule: messenger RNA, 588 nt
Organism: Capsicum annuum
Lineage: Eukaryota; Viridiplantae; Streptophyta; Magnoliopsida; Solanales; Solanaceae
Exons: 4
Coding region: 1-588 (195 amino acids)
Source: RefSeq, a predicted model, not a curated record